AUGCGGACAUCGAACCCGCAUAGCCCGAUGAAUCUGGGUAUGCGCCACGACACCCACGAGGAGCUGGAAGAGCUUGAACCAUUUGUUCUCAGCGAGGGGGACUUGACACGAAGAAAUUCUCUACUGCGGCAUACAUUUGAUCGAGUUUCGCAAACAUGGCGCCAGUCGAGACCUAUCAUCACUUCCGGACAGCUAGUUGGCAUAUUCAAAUGCAGCUUCGCAUAUUUUGUUGCCUCCAUGGCGGUCUUUAUUCCAUUUGUUGGGGCCCUUCUUGGUAAGCAAUACGGUAAACAUUUGGUCGCCACGAUUACCGUCUAUUUUCAUCCGGCACGAUCGCAAGGCGCCAUGUACAAGGCACUUAUAUGCGCAUCUGUUGCGUUUCUCUUCGCGUCCUGCCUGUCGUUAGGGAGCAUGUGGGUGACAAUCACCUUCCACCGGAAGCAUGGCUUAAUUGAACUAGGCCAUGCCGUUGUUUUGAUAAUCUUCGUCACGGGUGGCUUCGGAUUGAUAGGAUGGGUCAAGCAGCGACAACAAGAUCCCCUCGUCAAUAUCGCGUGCUCAUUAGCUUCGCUGGCCUCCAUCUUGGUUCUGAUAAAGGAAGGUGCAGUACAGUCGGGUGACCUUUCCUUCACGAAGAUAUCUCAAAUACUGAGGAUGCUUCUGCUUGGUAUUGGCGUGUCAACAGCUGUCUCCUUUGCUGUUUUCCCUGUUUCGGCGCGUAAAAAGUUUCGUCGAGAGCUGUCGGUUCUAGCGAGCACCGCAACCACAAUGCUCAUGAGCAUCUCAGAGGGGUUCAUCCAUGGCACGGACCAAGAUAUUCAACUGCAGGACUUCACCAAAACAGCCGCGCUUCAUGACGAGACCUUUGGUCGAUUAACUGCUUUACUGGGCGAGACGAAGCUCGAACACUAUGUGGCUGGAACGCAGCGGCAGCAUACAAUAGAGAAGGAUCUGAUGCACCUCGUCCGAGAUAUUACACAUGGUCUAGGUGGUUUGCGCAGUGCAGUGGUUUUACAAUCCAAGUUGCUAGGGCGCGCAAAACACCGAAACAAUACGGGAACCUCGUUGCCGAUCUCUCGCCCUGUUCCAAGUAACAAUCUGGACAUCACUACACAGCGUGAUGAGAAUGCGUUCGACCCGACAGCCAGUUCUCGCAUAGUGAGCCACGAGCUCUGCGACAUAAUAGCGGAGGAGGAUGAUCUGCCAUUAUCGACUCAUUCUUCGGCCGAGAUAUUUGAGCAACUUACCCGGGGACUUAGAGAGCCAAUUAUGUCACAUGCUCAAACGCUGCAUGAGAUAUUCGCAGAAGUCAACCUCAAUUCCACGACCGUGCACAGUCAUAUGAUGAACGAUGAAUUGGUGAUGAGGAUCACCGAGGCAGUUCACAGAUAUCGGAACGCUCGUCGCACAGUCUUUUCGUCGUUGCGACAAGACUGGGGAAGGAUAUCACCUGCGCAGGUGGACAAAUCGAGACUUGAGGAGUUAUUUGCCAACAGCGAAUAUUUCUCGGUAUCUUUGCUUGAGCUGAGUGAGCAACUCAAAGGUCUCGUGCUGAAAAUUACCGAGUUCCAAACCGAUACUGAUCCCCGGCCCCUAAACGCCUUGAGGGACUGGCUACUAUCUAAUUGUUGGCCACGUCGUUGGCGUCGCAUGUCAUUUCCACAUAGCGGCGACGCAAGCCUUUCAAGAAACGUGCAGAAUAUACCGCGUUCAAUUCCAUUGGUGCCCCAUUCACAGGGCACGCCACAUCUUCCGGCCCGUCAAUACAGAUCCCAAGAUGAUGUUGUCAGGCCGUUUGCGUUUCUGCGAAAAGACGAGGCUAAAUUCGCCCUCAAAGUCGGAAUCGGAGCCGCAAUUUUUGCACUUCCUUCCUUUAUCGCUGCCACAAGACCGAUAUAUUUAGCCUGGCGGGGAGAAUGGGGUCUGAUUUCCUACAUGUUGGUAUGCUCCAUGACUAUCGGCGCCUCGAACACCACUGGACUUGCACGCUUCUUAGGAACAUGCAUCGGUGGCCUCUGCUCGAUUGGAGCCUGGUACCUUGCCGGGGAAGACGCAGUUAAGCUGGCGCUCUUAGGCUUUGUCAUGGCCAUUGGCCCUUUCUAUCUGAUUCUCGUCAAGGGUCAAGGGCCUAUGGGUCGAUUUAUCCUCCUGACCUACAACCUCUCUGUGCUUUAUGCCUUUUCCUAUUCUCAGGCAGAUCCAGAUCAGUCGGAUGAUGGAACUGAACAUCUUGAUAUCACCUCCAUCGUCUUGCGCCGCGUAGUCUCCGUUAUGCUCGGCAACAUCUGGGGUAUCAUUGUCACCCGGGGUAUCUGGCCGAUUCGAGCGCGAGCGAAACUGGACGAGACAUUGCACUCUCUAUGGGUCCAGCUUGCCGAUGUCUGGAAGUCCGAGCCCUUGAGUCUGCUUUCCGGUGGUGAUGUGCAGCUGCCUGUGCUUUACAUGAAAACUCACGCCAGAGCCGAGGUUCAGCGCUUACUCUCUCAGCUGAAUUCUCUGCGACAAUCGGCUUUAUCCGAAUUCGAGCUAAAAGACCGGUUCCCUGAUGCCACCUACGUCCAGGUGAUUAAGAGGACGCGAGAGAUCGUGGAUGAUUUCCAUUCCCUCGAUUUGGUCCUCUGCAAUUUGUCUAGUCUUUCAGAAGGACAAGUUCUGCUCCUGCAGCACACCGCAGCUACCAGAAAACGACUGUCCGACUGCAUCAGCCAUUUGUUUGGAAUCAUCGCCUCCACCGUCAAUCUUGGACACACAUUAGAGGAUGUCCCUGCAAAUGUCGCUCGGGCGCGAGACGAGUUGCUCGCACAAAUUUCUCGCUUCCGACAAGACAAAAAUGCAUCACACGUGACGACCGACGAAGACUACGCCUUACUCUAUGCAUACAUUAUCGUUAGUGGCCAAUUGUCGGAUGAGCUUCUGCAGAUUUCCUCGGAACUUGGCCGCAUCUUUCCAGCUUCCGACGACAGCCUGGUCGGCGCCGUCAGGGUGUGA
Penicillium diatomitis is the source of this 2988-nucleotide messenger RNA. RefSeq lists its product as uncharacterized. Lineage: Eukaryota; Fungi; Ascomycota; Eurotiomycetes; Eurotiales; Aspergillaceae. The record is from RefSeq and is a predicted model, not a curated record. Bases 1 to 2988 code for a protein of 995 amino acids. The transcript is spliced from 5 exons.